GUUCGGGGCUCGGGGCGCGCAGGCGCCGCGGGCGUGGGGCCGCGCAGGCGCGGACGGCGUUGGUCCGAAGAAGACCUUCAGCGGUGCCCUGGCGGAGCGGACAGGCCCCUCCUAGCGGAGCGGACAGGGCCCUCCGGUCGGAGAUAUGUGUAACACACCGACUUACUGUGACCUAGGAAAGGCUGCCAAAGAUGUCUUCAACAAAGGAUAUGGAUUUGGCAUGGUCAAAAUAGAUCUGAGAACCAAGUCAUGCAGUGGAGUGGAAUUUUCUACUUCUGGUCAUGCUUACACUGAUACAGGGAAAGCAUCAGGCAACCUAGAGACCAAAUACAAGAUCUGUAACUAUGGACUGACCUUCACCCAGAAGUGGAACACAGACAAUACUCUUGGGACAGAAAUCUCUUGGGAGAAUAAGUUGGCUGAAGGGUUGAAACUGACUCUUGAUACCAUAUUUGUACCAAACACAGGAAAGAAGAGUGGGAAAUUGAAGGCCUCAUAUAAACGAGAUUGUUUCAGUCUUGGCAGUAAUGUUGAUAUAGAUUUUUCAGGACCAACCAUCUAUGGCUGGGCUGUGUUGGCCUUUGAAGGUUGGCUUGCUGGCUAUCAGAUGAGUUUUGACACAGCCAAAUCCAAACUGUCACAGAAUAAUUUCGCCCUGGGUUACAAGGCCGCAGACUUCCAGCUGCACACUCAUGUGAAUGAUGGCACCGAGUUUGGAGGCUCGAUCUACCAGAAGGUGAAUGAGAAGAUUGAAACGUCGAUAAACCUCGCGUGGACAGCCGGCAGUAACAACACUCGCUUCGGCAUUGCUGCUAAGUACAAGCUGGACUGCAGAACUUCUCUCUCUGCUAAAGUAAACAAUGCCAGCCUGAUUGGACUGGGUUACACUCAGACCCUUCGACCAGGAGUGAAACUGACCCUGUCAGCUCUAAUUGAUGGAAAGAACUUCAAUGCAGGAGGGCACAAGGUCGGUCUGGGAUUUGAACUAGAAGCUUAAUGUGGUUUUGAAUAAAGCAUCAGCUUUGUCCCUGGAGGUGAAGAGAAAUGAACCCACUAUGUUUUGGCCUUAAAAUUCUUCUGUGAAAUUUCAAAAGUGUGAACUUUUUAUUCUUCCAAAGAAUUGUACUCCUCCCCACACUGAAGCUUAGGUACCGAGUCCACCCUAAGGGAGGUGCUUGAAGGCAUGCCCGGAAGUUGUCACGUUCGUGCCACAUUUCAGUUCAGUUCUGCAGUGUUAUUUUCAAUGUGUUCCUCAGCGACGGUGUAGGGUCAUGUUCAGAGGAGACGACCCGCCCCUCCAGUUGUCCAUCGCGUCCUGCAUGUCCCACACCACUGUUCAUGACCUUGUAAUAUAUUGGUCUCUGUACGGUAGUAGAAUCUUUGGUUUCGCAUCAGAGUAAAAUAAACCCAUCACAUUUGGAACAUAAA
Budorcas taxicolor (takin) is the source of this 1428-nucleotide messenger RNA. It is a transcript of the gene VDAC3, whose product is annotated as voltage dependent anion channel 3. Bases 146 to 997 code for a protein of 283 amino acids. The transcript has 9 exons. Gene Ontology annotation, molecular function: voltage-gated monoatomic anion channel activity. The record is from RefSeq and is a predicted model, not a curated record. Gene Ontology annotation, cellular component: mitochondrial outer membrane. Gene Ontology annotation, biological process: monoatomic anion transmembrane transport. NCBI's taxonomy places the organism in Eukaryota, Metazoa, Chordata, Mammalia, Artiodactyla, Bovidae.